Knipowitschia caucasica is the source of this 1239-nucleotide messenger RNA. Lineage: Eukaryota; Metazoa; Chordata; Actinopteri; Gobiiformes; Gobiidae. The record is from the annotation of a GenBank genome assembly.
AUGGACCACAAAAACUUAGUCAGGUUCCUGGAGACGUGGGACACCAGUUGUGGGCAGGUGAUCGUGAUGGAGGAGUUCCGCAUGGGCUUACUUGAAGUCAUGGAAAUAGAGAGCCCUCUGGCCUUCGCCCAAAUCCGGUACAUCGUCCGACAUAUGGCCGAGGCCUUAAAGGCACUGGAGUCCAGGGGCAUCAUCCACACCGGUGUCAUGGCAGAAAACAUCUGGGUCUGCGGCGUAGACAGGCCCAUUUUCAAACUGGCAGGUUUUGGUGCUGUGGUUCGGAGGAAGAAGGCGGAACCUGGAAUGAAUGUGCAGCAUUCCUGUUUGUCUAUUAAGGAGAAUUACCAACAAUCUGAGCUGGUUGGAUGCAUUAACCUCAUCAAGCAGAUGCUCCACAUGGACCCUGCUCAGAGGAUCACUCCUGCUCAGAUCCUCAAACAUCCUUUUAUUCACACGAAGAAUGAGACAGACAAACCAGUGACAGAAUUGACGGCUGACCCAAUUCCACAUUGUUCUUCACAAACGCCUCGAAUCCUUUCAGUUAAACCGGCCACUGCAAAAAACAUCGUGGACUUCCAGGAUGAUGACCGUCAGAAGAAACGACAGAAGAAUGAGGCGGACAAACUAGUCUCUGUAAAGAAGGAUGACCUCAUUCUGCAAAGUCCAUCAAAAUCUCCGAAGGUCAUUUUGGUGAAACCAGCUGCUCCAGAAAAUAUCAUCCACUUAGAGAAAGAGGACCCACCCAGGAAAAGUCAGAAGAUUAAGACGGCUAAACCAAUCCCUGAAGAGAAGGCUGACCUGGUGCAGAAGUCUCCUCGUAAAACUCCUAUGGUCAUUUUGGUCAAAGCAGCCGCAGCAGAAAACACCAUACAGGAUCACAAACCGAAGACGAGUGCUGAGAAUCAGGCAGCAGAGAAGCCAAAGAUGGAUGUUCAAAAUCCAAAGAAAAAGAAGACACGAACUGUCACCCCAGAGGUUCCAUCUGUGCUGGCGCUUAGGAAGAUCCAGCAGAACUGUGGUACUAGUGAGGGAUGUGGGACAUCAGAGAAGCUUGGAGACCUACAGAUGUCUCACAGCUUUAAAUGGAAACAUCUGUUGCAAAAAACAAUGCAACAAGACCAGACAACACUCCAGCCCUCAUUAGGUGCCACAACACCCAAGAAAAACAGAAACUUUGUCCAGAAGUCUCUAUCCUGGCUGAGAGGGUUCUUCUGCCUUCGAGGGGAGGUUGAAGAUUAA